GAUGACAACGUUUCGAUAUGCCGUCAGCAUAAACCUCUCCAUGAACGGAUCUGAUUAUAAUGCAGCAGAUUCUGCGAGCUCAACUGCGGGCCAUCAAUCCAUUGGAUGAUAUCGGUCCUCUCUUCUCUCUUCAGCGGUCACCAUGGGCUCACUCUUGCUCACAGCUAUUCGUUCACCCCCUCCGACUGUCCAUAUACUGAUUGCGCUUGGCAUCUUGGUGCCUCUGGUGUAUGUGGUAUACCAAAGAUGGUUCCAUCCACUGGCUUGCUAUCCGGGCCCCUUCUGGGCGUCCAUAACGGACCUCUGGCAAGUGCGACAGUUCCUAUCUCUGAAGCAGCCGUAUAAUCUCACCGAACUUCACGAGAAGUACGGUCCCUUCGUACGAUACGGCCCAGACAAGCUCAGCGUCACAUCCGAGGAUGCAAUUCCCCUCUUAUAUCAGAAGAGCGCCCGCAACAUGCCCAAGACAGAGUUCUACGACGCCUACGGUGCAAAGACUCCAAAUGUUUUUGGCAUGAGGGAUGAAAAUGUGCAUUCGAUACGGAGACGCCACAUGUCGCACAGCUUCUCGAUGUCCUAUGUCAAGGAUAUGGAGCAGUACCUCGAUAUCAACAUCAACAUCUUGCGGCACAAGAUUGAGGGUUUUGCCAGGCGUCAGGAGGUGUUCGAUCUCAAGCACAUUCUCCACUACUAUACCAUUGACGUCCUUGGGGAACUUGCUUUCAGCCAGCCCUUUGGUGUCCAACUCACCGACGAUGAAUCCCUGGUCCCGCCGGUCAUCGAGCACAGUUUACUUGCCGCCGCGACGGGCGCCUGGCCUGCCAUGACGAUGAGGCUCAAAGCGUGGCUCCCCAAAGUGCCGCAUUCUGGCUUGCGGGCUCUCUUCGAGGGCCGGGCUAAAUGCGCAGAGCUGGCGGCGAAGUGUGUCCAACGGAGAAUCGCCGAGGUGCAAGACGGCAAGGAGGGGGGUGAGCAGAGGAAGGAUAUUCUGACGAAUCUCAUCAUGGCUACACACCCGGACACUGGCGAACGGUUGAAACAGUCAGACUUGGAGGCUGAGGCGUUCGGCUUCAUCAUCGCCGGGACCCAUACCACCAGCGCGACGACUACCCUGUUGCUUUAUCACCUGCUCCACGCUCCAGACAUCUUAGCAAAGGUUGUUGCUGAGAUUGAUGCAAACCUUGAACCUCUCCAGCCUGACCAGCCCGCCUACUCUGUUACCAAGGUUGAGAAUUCACUUCCGUAUCUGCGCCAGACCGUCAGGGAGAAUUUCCGCAUCACACCGGUCUUCACUAUGCCGCUGGCGAGACGAGUCAUGGCUCCGGAGGGCAUCAUGGUGGCCGGCCGCCAUAUAAAACAAGGAACGUCGGUAGCUGUCUGCAACCAUGCCUUCCACCACAACCCCGAGGUCUGGGGCCCGGAUCACAACGUGUUUGAUCCUUCGCGGUGGGAGGUGCCCGAGACUGCAGCCCGGGCAAAGUACCUGAUGCACUUCGGGUUGGGAGGUCGUCAGUGCAUAGGCAAGACGGUGGCGCAGACCAACAUCUAUAAGCUGGUCAGCACACUGCUACGUGUAUUCGAGUUUCAACUCGCUGAUCCCAAGGAGAGGGAGGGGGUGGAAAUGGGGGAGUUCUAUGGCAAACUGCCCAGCCUCAUCAGCGUGGGUAUAAGUGAUCUCGAAGGCCCACUGUUUGUUAGAGCCAAGAGAAGGGAGUAAGGGGUUGUUUGUUUGGUAUGACGUUGAAUUGGGCAGUGUAUCUAUUUAUUAGUAUCUUUUUC
This is a messenger RNA of Phialemonium atrogriseum, 1779 nucleotides long. Its product is annotated as cytochrome P450 monooxygenase gsfF. The coding region runs from base 143 to 1717 and encodes 524 amino acids. Gene Ontology annotation, molecular function: oxidoreductase activity, acting on paired donors, with incorporation or reduction of molecular oxygen; monooxygenase activity; iron ion binding. Lineage: Eukaryota; Fungi; Ascomycota; Sordariomycetes; Cephalothecales; Cephalothecaceae. The record is from RefSeq and is a predicted model, not a curated record. The transcript has 4 exons.